UGGACUGCGUUUUAUAAUUGUUAACGCAAAAAGAAUCCUGAAAGUUGCAUUAGUUUAUAUAUGAUCAAAACAAUGGGAUUAAAAUAUUGUUUGAUCUGAAUGAUUAAUGUUCACUAAUGUUACUAGUAAGUGUGCAUUGACUUGAGAAAAUUGAAUCAUACAAUUUAAUAUAAAUUACUCAAAACAGUAAAUUUGAAAGUUACAAAUAGAAUUCAAUAUGAUUAGUAUGAGGAUGAAUGCAUUUAAUGAUACCGGCUUGGGUGAACCCGAACAAGAUGCCAAUUCUGCACUGAUAGAACUUGAUAAAGGUUUACGAUCAGCAAAAAUUGGGGAGCAGUGUGAAGCGAUUGUACGUUUUCCACGGCUUUUUGAAAAAUACCCAUUUCCAAUUUUAAUAAAUUCGUCACUGCUUAAAUUAGCGGAUGUGUUCCGUAUGGGCAGCAACUUUUUACGAGUUUGGGUACUUAGAGUUUGUCAACAAAGUGAAAAACAUUUAGACAAAAUUUUAAAUGUUGACGAGUUUGUUAGAAGAAUUUAUAGCGUCAUUCAUUCCAAUGACCCAGUGGCAAGAGCUCUUACAUUACGCACAUUGGGUAGUGUUGCUGGAAUUAUUCCGGAGAGACAACAGGUUCAUCACAGUAUACGAAGAUCCUUGGAUUCUCAUGAUUCGGUUGAAGUAGAAGCAGCCAUUUAUGCAGCGCAAAUGUUUGCAGCUCAAUCGAAACUAUUUGCAAUUUCUAUGUGCAGUAAGAUUUCUGAUAUGAUCAGAGGACAAGCGACGCCUGCCUCAAUGAAACUGCAACUUAUUCCUAUUUUACAAUACAUGCACCAUGACACUUCUACUGCAUCAAUGGUAAAUGAAUUAUGUAUGGAACUUCUUGAGAGUUAUCCAGCGGUAGAAUUUGUUAGAGUAACAUUAAGUGCAUUAAGUACUCUAGCUUCUGCAACUUUAAUCGACGUUCCAGGACAAGUAGCCUUGCUGUUGCGUUAUUUACAUGAUGACCCACGGUUAUCGGUUAAGCGUCAUGCUCUACGUCUUUUACAUUGUCUAGCUAGAAGGGGUGCUCACUUAUGGCCACAAGGUGCAUUGACCAAUUUAAUAGAUAGUACAACUAAAUUAUUACAAGAUGGAACUGGCAAUACAGAUCUUCUAAUCCGUACUUUGGAUGUGAUCGAGGUGUUGAGCCAGAGUGCUGUAACAUGUGACGCUAACAUGGAAGAGGGUGGUCCUCUUCUAUCUUUGUGUGUUAAUGCUUGUUACUCUCCAGAUCCUUUUGUGGCUGUAAAGGCAGUCACUAUUCUUGGAAGAGUUGCUUGCUACUGUUACGAGGAAGGAUUACCUGCUUAUGGAGCCCAAGACGUUGUCUCCUGCCUCGAGUCACUGAUAAUGUUGCUCGCUUUAGAUGAUAGAUACCUUCGUCAACUGAAGGAAUGUCUGCAGUCUACCGUUAAACUUUGUCAAGCCCAACCCAGUCAUUGCUAUGUUUUUGUUGAUGCUAUAGGCUCAACGCUUAGAAAUUCAAAUGCCAGUAAUGUACAAAGCGAAGGACAGGCUUUGGCAUUAUGCGAAGCAUUGGGAGCAAUUGGAAACUUUGAAGAAAAUGUCCUUCUACCGCUUCUUCCAGACAUCCUGACAAAAUUGAAAGAAUCACUCCAUGUGAAUACAAAGGUCAUGCUAUGCACAUUGUUGUUUCAAAUGGUAGCUGGUGGUUAUGAAUGGAACAGUGAGUGUUUGGAAGCUGUAGAUAACGUAGUAAAAAGUGUAGAUGGAUGGGCGAAAUAUCGUAUUGCUCGAGGUGCAACAAGAUACGGUCAUCACGAUAUUGCAACUCAAAUAUUCAAAAACUUGAAAGAAGCUGUAGCAUCGGAGCAACUUCACUUUUGGCUGCUAGGUUUACAAUUAGUUACCAGUGCGGAAAGUCAUCUUAUAGAUAUCGCUGAGGAAACCGAUAGCGUAAAAAAGACAAAAAUUGUAGAAAAAUUAAAUGGGACUAUAGCACGAUAUGCAAGUGCCUCUGCCUCGUUGAAAGCUGCAAGUACGCCAUUACGUAGUUUGCAAUUCGCCAGUGAAUAUUCCAAACUACGCUGUGAAUUUCUGCAGGCUUUAGUGCAAUUAUUGCAUUCGUGCAGAUCAUUAUGUACUGCACCUCCCCCUGCCAUUGCAGUAACAGUAGUGCUCGCAACAAAGGACGAUUUACAGCGUUUUGGGCGAGUCACUCAACAGCUCAGAAAAUCGGCACAGGACUUGAGAACAUGUGCCGAAAACUAUCAAAAGUUAUACCAAUCAGCAUUUGACGCCGAUCCUGAAACUUUGGUUAAUAUUAGAGCAUUACAAGAAAUAUGUCAACUAAUGGCAUCUAGCGUUGAACGUGUUUGCGGUGGUUCUAUUAUGCCCACGUGCCAACAAGGCGAAGCAAGUUUCAAUUUUGGAAAUUCUGUGGAAAUGCGCCACUUGGCGAGAUGUUGUACCGAGCUGCAGCGUUUAGCACCUCCGUGGGAAGGUGAAGGCGAGUGUGCUGCGAUUAGUCACUCGAGAGUGGGUUCUUUGAUAUCCCAAAUUAUGCUGCUAGCUGGAGGGAAAAUGAGACUUCCGAUACCUCGGUACUUCUUCCAAACUCUGCAAUCAACUAGUGUAAAAUUAUCGGUGUCCCCGCAACCAAGAGUACUUGGUGAACCGGUAUCAGUUCCACAGGGCAGUCAAUUAGCCUUGAAAGUUGAAGGAGUAUUAAGACAUGGACGAAGAGCUUCUCUGUUUCGUUCGGUUGCAGCUGUAUGCAUAUCCAUUUCGACAGCACCUCCAUCUAAAAUAAAUUCCGAUCAGAAGGAUUCCAACUUGAAUGAACUGCAACAAACGGUUACACCGCAUCGUGAUUUCUUCGCCUGUGAAUUUUUGCUAUCUUUGGGAAGCCCGCAAAUAGGUCCAACUGGUUGUGCUAGUAAUACAGGCGGUGGAGGCCAGUACCAAGUUACUGCAAGUGCCAGUAUAUUGGACAAGGAUGGGAACAUUUGGAAAUGUGGUCCACGUUCCACGCUUCAAGUUAGAGUACACGAGGAACCAGUGAAACGAAAACUACCAUGAUCACUAAGCUAUUGGUGAUAUCAACUUCAUUCCCCAUUGACUGAAUAAUGGUAAAUAGGUAGUUAUUAAAAUUACAAAUUUAUUAUAAAGUAUAAAUCCUUGAUACCAAAAUUUAAUGCAACGACUAAUUCAGAUUAAAUAUCGAAGUUUCAAAGAAAUUAAAUUUAAUUCCUAACGCGCAGGUUUAGUUAACAAGAACGCUGGGCAUACAGAAAAUAGUUGAAAUACUGUAUUUUAUACAUGUACAUAUUUUAAAAAAUAGUUAUAUUUAUACAAUUUGCUACCAGCAUAAUAAUAUUAAUCGCUAAUAAAUUAUAAAUGGUCUCCAAUUAUAUUAGUGAUUCAAUAGGUCGUAACAAUAAAACUCAACAACCAGACUUUAAGUAUAAAAACAAUAUAUCGAACGGUUACUUGAAUUAGGGUAUUUGUUACUUAGUCUAACUUUUUUGCAAUGCAUUUAGUUUCAUUCGUUCAUUUUAAUAUUAUGGCAACCAGCACCUUUAUAAAAUUAACACGAUAAUCUCACCGUGAACCAACACCAACAAUAAUGUGAAAACAAAGUAUAUCUUGAAA
This is a messenger RNA of Orussus abietinus, 3652 nucleotides long. RefSeq names its product integrator complex subunit 7 (gene INTS7). The record is from RefSeq and is a predicted model, not a curated record. Gene Ontology annotation, cellular component: integrator complex. The transcript is spliced from 13 exons. NCBI's taxonomy places the organism in Eukaryota, Metazoa, Arthropoda, Insecta, Hymenoptera, Orussidae. The coding region runs from base 218 to 3079 and encodes 953 amino acids. Gene Ontology annotation, biological process: snRNA 3'-end processing.